Messenger RNA from Rotaria sp. Silwood2, 999 nucleotides. Lineage: Eukaryota; Metazoa; Rotifera; Eurotatoria; Philodinida; Philodinidae. The record is from the annotation of a GenBank genome assembly.
AUGACUGUUCGCAUCGUGUCAUAUAAUAUUUUAGUGCCCAUUUAUGCUAAUCGGCCAGAUCAUUAUACCAAAUGUCGACCUGAAUUUCUUCAAACUGAUCAUCGAUGGAAUUUGAUUAAAUCUCAUUUAGAACACGAAAUUGUUCAUCAUGAAAAUACGAUCAUCUGCUUACAAGAAUUGUCUCUUACUCUCUUGCCUAAACUUGAACUAUUUUUUCGUCGGCUGAAUUAUACGUUCUUUCAUAAUCUUUAUGGUAAACGACACAAUGAUUAUAUGGGUGUAGGCAUGGCAAUUCCAGUUUCUAUGCAACUCAAUUCAAUUUCUUUUAUCAAAAUUGGAGAUCAUAUACGCUCACUCAGUAAACCUCGUGAGAAAAAAGCCAAUAUUUUUACGUGGGGAUGGAAUCUAUACCGGUUUGCCAUGAGUAAAUUUAUACAAUUUACAUCUGAUCCAUGGGAAAUGGCCAUGGCUAGAGCCAAUACUCUCAUUUGUUUACAAAUCGUUUUAGACAGUAAACCCAUAUAUAUUGGUACGUACCACAUGCCUUGUCUUUACAAAGCGCCCGAUGUUAUGGCAAUCCAUUCUUCGGUUGUGAAGGAUUUGAUGUUUCAGUUAGCUGGUGGACAAGAUUUUAUUCUGGCAGGUGACUUCAAUAUCAAACCAUGGGAUAUAUGCUACCAAGCUUUAACAGAGAAAGAUUUUCGUGGUGUCAAUUUACCAGAGUCUAGUACUUAUGGAAUUUCUUAUCGACCUAAUACUGAACAAAUAUUGAAGAGCGCAUAUCGAGAGAAAAAUGGAGCCGAACCUGCUUACACAGAUUUUUCUGAUACAGCACCAUCACCAAAUUUUUGCGCAACAUUGGAUUACAUUUUUUUCAAUGGUCAUCUUACAGUCGAGAAAGUGUUGGAAUUACCAGAUCAUCCUUCUGGUGAAUCUUAUCCUGAUGAAACACAUCCUUCGGAUCAUUUGAUGAUUGCAGCAACAUUUCAAUUGUCAUAA